This is a messenger RNA of Tinamus guttatus (white-throated tinamou), 2039 nucleotides long. It is a transcript of the gene PAK6, whose product is annotated as p21 (RAC1) activated kinase 6. Gene Ontology annotation, molecular function: protein serine/threonine kinase activity; ATP binding. Lineage: Eukaryota; Metazoa; Chordata; Aves; Tinamiformes; Tinamidae. Gene Ontology annotation, biological process: protein phosphorylation. The record is from RefSeq and is a predicted model, not a curated record.
AAUACUGAAAAACAACAGAAGAGAAGCUCUUGGCUGGCAUCAUGUUCCGCAAAAAGAAGAAGAAACGCCCGGAGAUCUCAGCUCCGCAGAACUUCGAGCACCGUGUCCACACUUCUUUUGACCCCAAAGAAGGCAAAUUUGUGGGCCUGCCACCUCAAUGGCAGAAUAUUCUAGACACGCUGAGGCGGCCAAAGCCCGUGGUAGACCCGUCGAGGAUCACCCGGUUGCAACUCCAGCCUAUGAAGACCGUGGUGAGGGGCAGCACCGUGCAGGUGGAAGGCUACAUCUCUGGCAUCCUCAGCGACAUCCAGAAGCUUUCUGCCAUCAGCUCCAACACGCUGCGCGGGAGGAGCCCCACCAGCAGGAGGAGGGCUCAGUCCCUUGGGCUCCUGGGGGAAGACAGACCCCCGGACAUGUAUCUUCAGAGCCCAGAAGCAGACUGGGCAGACAAAUACGGAAACUACCUCAACUGCAACGGGGGAACCAAGGUGACCCGCAGGCAGACCAUGUGGCCGGAUUAUAAGCCCCGCUUAGACGGGCAGCCCCAUCCCAACGGCAUGGUUACGAAAGCCCAGUCCCUGGGGCCUUCGGAGUUUCAAGGUGCUGAUGGCAGCUAUGUGCAGCGGGCCCCCGCGCCACCCGCGGAGGAGGGCGAUAACCCUGGAAAAAAGAGCUCCGAAGACUGGCCUCAACCUUGCCCCGGGGGACAGGCAACCUCCAGGCCCUCAGGAGAGGGCAGUCCUAGCUCCAAAUCGCGGGAGAACAGCUUGAAGAGAAGGCUGCUGCGAAGCGUGUUCUCCUCGUCUGGUGGCUCAAACAAGUCAGGCCCUUCCCUGCAGCUAAAGCCUAACGCGUUCUUCAGGCCCCAGCAAUGGGGCUCACCACGCAGCCUUGCAGCCAAAGCCCAGUCCCUUCCGCCCGAUCAGCCGGCACCCGAUUUCCCCAGGAUGAUCUCGGAAGCUGGAACGCCCCAGAAGUCACAGGCGGUGGAGCAGGCGGUUGCGUUGCCCCAGGGCCGACCGUCGCCAGCAGGAUCUCCUCGAAACCGGCAGACUCAGACGAGUUCCAGCAACCUCCACCUUCCCCAGGACUCUUCGGUGAAAGGGCAGCCGGCUGGCGAGGACCCGGUGGUUGUGACUCAUGAGCAGUUCAAAGCUGCCCUCAGGAUGGUGGUGGACCAAGGGGACCCUCGGACUUUGCUGGAGAACUACGUGAAAAUCGGUGAGGGGUCCACAGGAAUUGUCUGCAUUGCCCGAGAGAAGCACUCGGGGCGACAAGUGGCAGUGAAAAUGAUGGAUCUCAGGAAGCAGCAGCGCCGGGAGCUCCUUUUCAAUGAGGUCGUGAUAAUGAGGGACUACCAGCAUGUCAACGUAGUAGAGAUGUACAAGAGCUACCUAGUGGGAGAGGAGCUUUGGGUGCUGAUGGAAUUCCUGCCGGGAGGCGCCCUUACGGACAUCGUGUCUCAGAUCAGGCUGAACGAGGAGCAGAUUGCAACAGUGUGUGAGUCAGUGCUGCAGGCUCUCGCGUAUCUUCACGCGCAGGGGGUCAUCCACCGAGACAUUAAGAGCGACUCUAUUCUGUUGACCCUGGAUGGCAGGGUAAAACUCUCAGAUUUUGGAUUCUGUGCUCAGAUCAGUAAAGAUGUACCUAAGAGAAAGUCCCUGGUAGGAACGCCCUACUGGAUGGCUCCAGAAGUUAUUGCAAGGAUACCAUACACAACUGAGGUGGAUAUCUGGUCUCUGGGGAUCAUGGUGAUAGAGAUGGUAGACGGAGAACCCCCCUAUUUCAGUGAUUCUCCAGUCCAAGCAAUGAAGAGGCUCCGUGACAGUCCUCCUCCCAGGCUGAAAAACUUCCACAGGACUUCUCCGGUGCUGAGAGACUUCUUGGAAAGGAUGUUGACCCGGGAUCCACUGGAAAGAGCGACAGCCCAAGAACUCCUGGAUCAUCCCUUCCUGCUCCAGACAGGACUUCCAGAGUGCCUGGUCCCCCUUAUCCAACAGUACCGAAAGCGAACCUCGACCUGCUGACUUUGUGCGAGG